Messenger RNA from Malassezia japonica, 948 nucleotides. RefSeq lists its product as uncharacterized. The coding region runs from base 1 to 948 and encodes 315 amino acids. Gene Ontology annotation, molecular function: phosphate transmembrane transporter activity. The transcript has 2 exons. Gene Ontology annotation, cellular component: mitochondrial inner membrane. Gene Ontology annotation, biological process: mitochondrial phosphate ion transmembrane transport. The record is from RefSeq and is a predicted model, not a curated record. NCBI's taxonomy places the organism in Eukaryota, Fungi, Basidiomycota, Malasseziomycetes, Malasseziales, Malasseziaceae.
AUGGCCAAGUCACCUCUCUCUGUGCCAACCCCGACGCCACUCACGCCCGAGUUCACCCUGACGAACUAUGCGCAGUUUUUCGCUGCGGGUGGUCUGUGUGCCACGCUUACGCACGGUGCCCUGACGCCUGUGGACGUGGUCAAGACGCGUCUGCAGCUGGAGCCGGCCGGCAGCAAGGAGAACAUGAUGAGCAUGGCUCGCAACAUCGUGUCCAAGGAGGGCCCGAGUGGUCUCCUGACCGGUUUCGGCCCGACGGCCGUGGGCUACCUGAUCCAGGGUGGCACCAAGUUCAUGGGCUAUGAAUUCUUCAAGAAGCAUGCUAUUGAUGCGCUGGGAAGCUACGAGGCGGCCAAGGAGUACCGCCAGCUGGUCUACAUGGGCUCUGCCAGUGCCGCCGAGGUGAUUGCCACGACGCUGCUGACCCCUCUGGAGGCUGCGCGCAUCCGCCUUGUGUCGGAGCGCGGCUACGCGCGUGGCCUGAUUGGUGCCAUUACGCGUAUGUGGUCCGAGGAGGGCCUGCGUGGCUUCUACGCGGGCUACGUCCCGAUCCUCUUCAAGCAGGUGCCCUUCUCUAUCGGCCAGUUCUACACGAACGAAAUGUGCCACAACUACGUCAACGCGCACGUCGCAAAGGAGACGAUCAAGAGCUGGGGCAAGCCCGGCGAGGUUGCGGUCCAGCUGGGUUGCGGUAUUGUCGCCGGUGCCGCUGCUGCUGUCCUCUCGCACCCCGCCGACACGCUCCUUUCCAAGGUCAACAAGGGCGGCGGAGGCUCGGGCUCCGUUAUGUCCAAGCUCAUCACGCUCGCGGGCCAGACUGGAUUUACCGGCCUCUGGGCAGGUCUCGGAACCAGGGUUGCGAUGACUGCUGCGCUGGUCAGCGGCCAGUUCCUCAUCUACGCGCAGACCAAGCAGGCCUUUGGCGCGCCGAAGGGUAUCGAGAUCUCUUAA